CAAUCUAGCAAAAAGCCUAGCUAAAAACCAAAAAUCAUGCAUAUAUGUACAUAUAUAGAAGUUGGCCCCCUUCUUCCUGAUUAAUUGUAAAGUAUAUGUCACAGAUCUUAAGCUUCCCCAUCCCAAUCCCAUUGUUCUCAUGGCUAAGCCUAGCUGCUGCUGCUGCUUCUUCUUCUUCUUCUUCUUCUUCUUCCUCCUCGUCGUCGCUGCAAACUCCAUGCAGUUUAUGGACCGGGACAAUUAUAAUACAGUAGUAAUGCCAUGGCUGGAAGAAGAUGAUGAAGUUAACAUGGUCCAAAGCCGUCGGCAUGGGUCGAUCAAUACCUGUGAUUUAUCUUCUGGGAAAUGGGUUUUGGACGAAUCGUACCCGCUCUAUGAUGUCAAUUGCCCCUAUCUUAGCACUGCAGUCACUUGCCAGAAGAAUGGGAGGCCAGAUUCUGAAUACGAGAAGUGGAAGUGGCAGCCUCACUCUUGUUCCAUUCCAAGGUUUGAUGCGUUGGAGUUUCUGGGGAAGAUGAGAAGAAAAAGAAUAAUGCUGGUUGGGGAUUCCAUAAUGAGGAAUCAAUGGGAGUCCCUGGUUUGCCUUGUCCAGUCAGUCGUUCCCACCGCCCGGAAGACGGUGACCUAUCACGGCCCUACCAUGGCCUUCCAUGCCUUGGAUUAUGAGACAACAAUUGAGUUUUGUUGGGCUCCAUUCCUGGUGGAGUUGAAGAAAGCUCCUGGAAACAGAAGAGUUCUACAUCUGGAUUCGAUUGAAGAGAAUGCCAAGUACUGGAAAGGAUCUGAUGUUCUUGUGUUCGACUCGGCUCAUUGGUGGACUCACUCUGACAAAUGGAGCUCGUGGGACUACCUUAUGGAGGGAAACAAGAUCUAUACAAAUAUGAACCCCAUGGUUGCCUAUGAAAAAGGACUCGUAACUUGGGCCAAAUGGGUGGAUUUGAAUGUAGACCCUCGAACAACUCGGGUCAUUUUCCGGAGUAUGUCACCUCAGCAUAACAGGGAAAAUGGGUGGAAAUGCUACAACCAGAGGGAACCAGUAGGGUUUGAGAAGCGUCCUCAUCAUGAGGUUCCUCCGCAAAUGCUAGUGUUGCAGGGGGUGUUGAGAAGGAUGAGAUUUCCAGUUUACUUGCAGGAUAUUACAUCAAUGUCUGCUCUUAGGAAAGAUGGCCAUCCUUCAGUGUAUAGUAAAGCCAUGGCCCAACAAGAGAAGCAACACCUCAGAAACUAUGCCACCUCUGACUGCAGCCACUGGUGCCUCCCUGGGGUGCCUGAUAUUUGGAAUGAAAUGCUCAGUGCUUGGCUCUGAUUAAUUAAUAUGCAUAAUAUUGUUUCUAACUAGUUCAUAUCAUCAAGGAAUUAUUGUACAUUCUAUGUGUAUUACGAACUGUGUUUUUUGCUUGCUUGCUUUGUUAUAUGCAUUUUAAGAGUUUUCAUCCUUUAGUUAUUAGGUUCUUUAAGUAUCAGACUGUGUGGUAUUGAGUUUAUCGUAUUUAUGGACUUAAUUCAUGCCUUGGAAAUGCUAUUAAUAUUGAAGUGUUUUAGAUGUAGUUAUGACAGAUGAUGGUAUGUAUUGAGAGGGUAUAUAUAUAUAUAUAUAUAUAUAUACUAGGUAGUUGUAUUAAUGGGGGGUAGGGAGUAAAGAGAAAAGCAAGCUCUAAAUGUUAAAAGAGUUCACUUCACUUCCAUUUCCAAUAUUAAUUUGUAAGCCAUUCAAGGGCAGCUUUUAAGGGGAUUCUAAUCUCUGUUUAUUUGCUCUGUUUAAUGAAUGUUACUUAAAAAGAGAAAAGAAAAGAAAAUGCAUUGAAUGCUUGAAGGAUCAAUCCAACAAAUGAUGCAUGGUGUGUGUUUGUGACAAAAUAUAUACUUUUCGAAUGAAAAUGUUUUGGAUGGAUUAUCCUUUUCGAAUUAAACCAAAAAAAAAAUGGAUUAGUUGAGGUGGUUGAAGUGUUUGGUUUUACUUUUCUCUUCUUUGUCUUCAACUUUUAGGUAGCUGUUGGUCAAUCCUUGAGCUGCUUCCAUUGGCAAUGGCUUUGAUUAAUUUCACAAAAGGCAAUCAAACUACAUCCUUCAAAGUUAAAAACUAGGUGUCUUAACUGAUUGAUGUAAAAGAGUUAAACCACCUACUCCUCCACUCUGAGUGUAGUAUUAGUACAGUAGUUCUUUUGUUUGGAUCUUGAAAACAAUCUACAAAAAUGAAAUGGAAUCAGCUGUAAAUCAAUAUUUCAAGAAUUAUUGUCAUUUUCGAAAGCUUGAUCUGACAUCUCUCUCUCUCUCUCUCUCUCAAGGUUAAGAUGGCUUGGUGGUAUGGUAAGGCACUACAGAGUCUAAAGUGGUCUCCACCUUUGUCAUUCAUCAAAGUUGAGACCCCUCAUCUUAGUACAUGCCCUAUAUAUGUAAUGAAUAUUCAUUCCUCUCCUCAGUCCACUCUCUCAUGAAGCCCCAGUGGAGGCAAUGAUCUUCCUCCUCAUAUUUCUGAUCUCCUUGGAACUCAAUCCAAAAGCCUUCUCCAAAAGCCCUUGUUCGAUCUCAUCCGCAGCUCCAAACACAGCGUUGGGGAUUUUAAGCAGACCUGGAUUUUGGCUGUUGAAGCUUCCCAGAAUAGUAGCAGGUUCAUCUCCAACAUUCAUCUGGAAAUGGACUAACCCUCUUGGGAACACCAUCACCUCACCUUCUUCAAUCACCUUGGCGAACACCCGGUUGCCGGAAUCCACAAAGCCCGAAUAAAUCUUGCCCCGCAACACGAACGCCACCUCGGUUGCUCUUGGAUGAAAAUGCGGCACAUUCACGGCUCCAACCCCGAAAUCAGCGCGCACGAAUGACAUGCCCAGCGUGUUCAGUCCUGGGAAAACAGUGGAGCUCACAGGGAUGGAUGCGAACUCAGAUUUCCCCACUUUUGGGCUCCUUUUGAUCCCCGAAAACACAAAAUCUUCUACUGUCGCAAGCGAUGAGUUCUUGCAAGGGUGGUGGAUGAUGGGGAACGAUGAUGAUGAUGAUAAGGCUGUUAUGUUGUUGGGGAUGCAGAAGUCUUGCACUGGAUCAGGAUCAGACCCAAACACCACAACUACGUGCUUGUGCAGGAGGAAGAUAACGAACAAAACUGUCAUUCUUCGGAUCAUGGUUUGAUGGAUGGAUGGAUGGAUCAAAUAGGGU
This is a messenger RNA of Diospyros lotus (date-plum), 3150 nucleotides long. Its product is annotated as protein trichome birefringence-like 36. The record is from RefSeq and is a predicted model, not a curated record. Gene Ontology annotation, molecular function: O-acetyltransferase activity. Bases 140 to 1306 code for a protein of 388 amino acids. Lineage: Eukaryota; Viridiplantae; Streptophyta; Magnoliopsida; Ericales; Ebenaceae. The transcript has 5 exons. Gene Ontology annotation, cellular component: Golgi apparatus.